Pelagomonas calceolata is the source of this 759-nucleotide messenger RNA. The record is from the annotation of a GenBank genome assembly. Lineage: Eukaryota; Pelagophyceae; Pelagomonadales; Pelagomonadaceae.
AUGGAGUGCGACAGUGACAACAAGCUCCAUGCCCCGCUCGUCGCGGAGGCCGCGCCCCGGCGCCAGCGCUGCGCACAGCGGAAAUGGUGCGUACGUGCCUGGCGGAACAAACGCAUGCGCGGUCGCGCCGCCGUCUGCGCCGCGGGAUUGGCCGUCGCCUUUGCCGCCGUCGCGCUCACGGCGCUGGCCGCGCCGCACCACAGGCAUCACCACCGGCGGCGGCACCACCGCCACCACCCCGCCGCCGCCGCCGCCGCCGCCGCCGCCGACGCGGUCGACGAGGCCUGCGUGGAUCACGCGGUGGCGGACCGCCUGGCCGUCGAGCUCGGGUCGCGCCUCGCGGGCUGGCGGGCGCUGGCGCGGCCCGCCGGCGCCUCGUUGUUAUUGGACCGGGGAGCGCUGGCCGCGGGGCGGCCCGACGGCUACGACUGGCGGCACGCGCACCAAGCUGUUACUAAUGGCUACGACGCGGUCCUCACGGACGUGAAGGCGGGGGGCCUGGAGCCGCCGAGCUUCGAGGACGUCUGCGACGUCGCGGCGCCGGCGGCCGCCUGUGCCGAGGCUUGCCUCGAGUCGCGCUUCCGCGCGCGCGACGGCUUCGAGCGCUGCUCUGACGGCGCGCGCGCCGCUUUUCUGUUGGCGCCCGACCUCGUGAAGGCUUGCCUGACGCCGGAGACGCCCUGCUACGAGUGCGUGGCAUCGUGCGGGGUGGCGGCGGAGUCUUGCCGGCCCGUGCGCGUGGCGCGGAGUAGUGGGUAA